AUGUACCAUCAGUUGUGGCCUGGCAGCCAGCCUCAGUUUGGCCCCAACAUCUGUCUGCCAUCGGCAACAGUAUCAAGAGGGUCAGGGCUUCAAGAUUGUUCCACACAUCAAACGAAAUCAGAUCAUAGCCAUGAUGAAAUAUCAGACCCGUACAGCCACAAAUCAAAUAGUACAAACAAUUCCUGUCUUAUAUCAUCAUCCAAGAGAAGCAGACCUGUCAGUGUUCCAUGGGGUCAGCUGAGAGUAACAGUUUACAAAAAUGGAUCUUGGAGUAGCUUUGCCAAAGUUGUGGUACCUACUAUUAUCCUGCUGCUGGAGGAGAGCACUCCAAAGCUCUAACGGAACAUGGCUGCUGGAACAUUCUUGGCAGACAGUGCGGAGGCACUAGAACCUGCAGACAGACCCCACCAUGUCGACGUUUCUGUUUCAACUGGAGAACCUUUUUUAGAUCCAGUCAAAAAAAUUUUAGACCAUCUGUUGUUAAUGAAGAAAGUAACUUGGACAGUGAAUGGCCUGGUGUUGCCUACUGAUGUCAAAAGAGGGAAAACCAAGUCUCUGCUUUGUAAUAGAAUGAAGAAACAUACCAAGAAGACUUCAGUUUCAGUUUGGGCUUUUCAAAAUGGCGGGGGUCAGGAUGGGUGUGAGAUAACAAUGGGUCAGGAUGCACAAACAGUUCCUCUGCUUGAAAAACGCCUGCAAAAUUCCAUCAUACCUUUGCAGGGACUUGUUUGGGUGGCUAAGGGAGAAGGUUCCAGCCCCUCAGGAGCUAAGAUGUACAUUCAAGGAGUUCUAUUGGCCUUGCACCAACGAUUAAAGUCUGCAAAAAACUAUUGUAAACAGGUGAACAUCAUUAGGGAUAGACAGAAGGAGAAAAGGAGAUGGCCUGAUCUGAAUGUCACAAAACAGGAAAAUUACCAGAGACAGGAGGAAAUGAACAGGGUGAUUGAUGAAUUGCAGACAGCCAUCCAAAGCUACAAAGGUCAUCUCUCUAAACUUGCCCCACAAUUAUAGGCUGAGAAAGAGUGGUGUUCUUCCUUCUGUCUACAACACAUUAAAAGACUUCCAGCAAACACCAUUCUCCCACAAGGUCUGCUUCAGGGGUUCCACUGCUAUCCACUCAAUCUUUCUUCUACUCACUUCUUUGAUGAGAGAGGACAAGAAAUUAAAAACCCACUCUCACCAAAGAAUGAACAAAAAAAAGCUGGGAUUUCUUAUGGUAAAGACUACAGUUUUCUUCUAAAAAUGUAUGAGGAAACAUGUGAAUUACUACAUAAUUUUGUGCUGAUGUCGUCACCAGAAACCAGAACAAGCCCAUCACAGAUGCAGAAGACUGUCUCUGAUACACUUAUUGAUGCAAAAGAGAUUGUGGCUAGGAUCAAGGCCAAAACUUCAAGUGAACCUAUCAGCCAAGAGAGAAUGAAUGGACCACAGGUAUCGCAAGAGGAACUAUAUUUGUCUAAAGAGAUCAUACUCGAUGAAGUUCGACCAUCGAAAGAAACCAAUUUAUUAAUGAAUGCCAAUAGUGGUGACUCAAACAGGGAAGAUAACAUAAGCCUCAAUAGUCCUACCAUGAGAUCUGUGUCUGAUGAAGAGAAAAUCUUGUCUGAAAUCAAAGAGGAGAAACAAACACUAGAAGAAUUAAAAGAGACUAUGGACAAAUACCUCCCAAUCUCACUGCAUAUGGCUAAUAACCAAGAAUCUUCAGAGGAAGAUGGAGACUAUUUUAGAGAAAACUCUUCAAGAGACAAAGGCUAUUUCACAUCAAUAGGUUCUCUGCCAAGCAACCUCCAGGCUUUCCCUUAGUUUGUCCUGACCUACCUAGAGGAGCUAAAUGCAAGAGAGGAUGUGACCCAGACAGAGCAUCACAUUCACCAUGGGGCCUGGACCACAGCUCAUCAGGGACGCGACAGCCGCUUAGCAGAAGAGGUCAGCAGAGUGACACUCCCAAAUCUACAGCUGUUCUCCAAACCUUUAGAUGCCCAUUGAAUGCCAGAAGGUCUGCUGGGGGAAGGGCUGCUAAGCUGACUGUGGCUCAGGAAACUGGAUGAGAAACAUCCUAAGGCCUCUGCUCAAAGGUGGGCCAUAAAUCAUGCAGGGACCAACAAACCAAGCCAGUGGGUACAUUCCAGAGUUGAAGAUCCCUUAUGGAAUAAGCUUACAUAUAUGUGACCAAUUCACAGAGCUGAGAAGGGGCCCCAGCAGCCCACCUGUGCCCUGAAAAGAAUGCUCACUACAAUGCCCGUGACGAGUGGUCAGCCACCAUAUGUGAAGGCUGCCACCGAGAAGUCCAUGCAUCAGCUCCAGAAUCGGUGUACUGAAGCCCUACACUUACCUUCUGCAGCCCCGAGGCUGUUUACUGGAAGAGGGAUGGAAAUCUUCCACUUGAAAGACCUGGAUUGAGAUGAACUGGUAUAUGUAUCCUAUGAAGAAUAGCGGGUCAACCCUAAAGUAACCAUCACUGAACAGAAAAAGCAACUCCUCCUCAGUCAUCUAUACUCAGAUAUUUCCAGAAUCUAGACCUUUUGAGCCAUGUACAAGACAGAGACUCUGAUUUUAGGAUCCCAUGGUGCUAUUAUGCCUGGAGCCAGGGUGGUUGUAAGUAAACCUGAUAUUUGGGUAGAAGAAGAACCACUUAAUGAACCAAAGGAAAAGCAGGAGAAAGAAAAUGCCCCCAAAGCUGGAGAUACUUCUCAGGAAAUUCUAGAUUCACAUGAAAGGGACCUUGUUCCAUGUCAAAAACACCGCAGGGUCGCCUGGCAGCUGACUCCCCCCAAUUCUGAGGAUACCCGGGAGGAAGAAAGAUUCUUCAAAAGUGUUGAAUCAUACAAGAAAUUAAGCAAUUGCCUGAAGCACCGGGUACUGCAGAAGGCCUGCCAUCAGCAGUUUGAAUUCAAAGAUGGGUAUAUUUUCAACUCUUCCAUUCCGAGCCUUGUCUUGGGGGUUCAGCGUCUUAACUUGCGUUCAGGUUCUGGGGUUAUUUUGAUGAGGAAGAAUUCUUAUGAUAAGUAUCAGAAGUGGCUACACAAGGAAGAGACCAGGACAUUUCACCUAAUGAGGAAUCCAGGCCUGGUACUUGCCGUAGCCCUGCCCACAGGUGCAACAGAGGAUGUUGCAGAGGCCACAAGGUACCCUGUUAUUGUUCAGAGAUAUAAACCAUACAGUAAUGGGUCUUCCAAUCAAAAAUGGCUUUAUUUGAAAAACAAUAAUGCGCUAAAGGCCUUUUAUAGCACAAAGUUGGACAUAGAAAUCACGACUGCAAACCAUGAUGGUGUUUGUACAUCAACUGUGGCAAAGGAACAGGAAAUCGACCAAGUAGGCUACUACUUCUGCGCCCCUGGCAGCAAAAAGAAGAUCAUGCUCUGCUUGGCCUGCGCCCGGUCCAUGGUCGGCCAGAAAAAUUUGAAAAAAUUGCUUCCGGGCCACAAGUUCCUCUGUGCCUCUGGUUCCAAGGAACAAAAGCAACUCUGCUUAAGAAACCUCGAAAUUUAUGACUAUAAAAAUGUCAUCAGUGUGCUCCCUGGUGUUUUGCAGGGUGAUUUAUCCUCUUGUGGAGAUGAAUAUAGUCUAAGGCAUCCUGAAGAACUUCGAUUAACUUUUCAACGAGGAAGCUCCAUGCAAACUUUAUCACAUAAUAUUUUGGCAACCAUGCGCCAGACACCGGUGAAAGUAAUUGCAUAUAAAAACGGAACAAGAUCUGCCAAUGGCAAAUUAAUUGUCGCUCAAUCUUUCCCUGUGCUCCUUUCAGGAUGCACAGCACAGCUUGGUCUGACAAGAGCAGCUUCUAGACUCUACACAUAUGAUGGUACCACCAUUCUUAACCUAAAUGAUUUAAUUUUGUGGGCUGUAAAUGAAUUCUUGAAACACAAAGACUCUGAAGAAAAAAAACAUACAUCCCCAGAAGAGAACAAAGAAAUGCCGAUUCAGAGUACAGAAGAUAAAAAACCAAACCAAGGGGAAAUCAAGCCAUCUCCACAAACCAUGAAGUCAUCCCAUUUGCAUUAUUUCAACUCUUCUUUGCUCACCCUCAUUCUUAAAAAUCCUAUAGAAGUCUGGGUUUCAUGUGGGGAACCAUUUAUACCUCUGGAUGCUUUGGAAAGAUCAGAAAAACUUGAGAGAAAGAAUUGGCUAAAGAAAGACAGAAUUUUGGCUGAUCUGGAAUUCAUGAAACACAAAAUGAGACAGUUAAAAGGGCGACGAGUCUUUGAAGGUAAACCUGGAAAAGUGGUUUACACCAAUAGCCCUGCUAGGCACACAGUAGUCAAAGGUAACUGGAUGGAGCCCACCCAGGAGGAGAGGGAGUUACUGAAGCACAUAGUAAGUGCUAAGGCACACCUUUCUAAGGUCCAGAGCCAGCAGACCAAACCCAGCUCUACAGUGUCAACAAAAAAAACCAGCCUGUAUGUUCAGCCCAACACAAAAAGAGUCUUCGCUUACCUCAGUGGUCACGAACGUGAAGACGGUGUUUAUGUCUGGGGCAGAUCCAUUGCAGAGCUUCUGGAUGCAUGUUCCCUGCGCUUCAGAAUGAUGUGCCCAGCCAAGACCAUGUACACCCUGGAUGGAAAGCCUUUGACAUCUUGGAAUGAAAUCGAGAGGGACAUGGUCAUUUGCGUUUCAGCUGGAAACCAUUUUGUAAGCCAUAAAGAUAUAAAGCGACCGGUGGCUAUGCGAGCAAGCUAUGCCCGUGUCAGAAGACUGAAGGGCCCUCUUGCCACAGAUAUUGUUGCAUCUGCCACAGAGAGGCCACCAUCUAAGGUGGCAAGCCCUGGGGUUAGUUGGUUUGGGAGGCCACCUCGGCACCAGCCACAGGAACUUUUACCCCCGAUAGUGAGGGGAGUUAGGUGUCUGAGCCAAAGAUCGAGGGAAUCUCUGCUGAUGGGGAACGCCAGACCCAGCUGUGCUGUGCAGAGCGGCGGGCGAGAAGGAACCAGCAUACAUCCGGUGAGUGCAGAAGUAGCGGGGCAGAAAGUCCCUGGCUGUGGGCACUGA
Trichosurus vulpecula (common brushtail) is the source of this 4986-nucleotide messenger RNA. RefSeq names its product doublecortin domain containing 1 (gene DCDC1). The record is from RefSeq and is a predicted model, not a curated record. Gene Ontology annotation, molecular function: microtubule binding. NCBI's taxonomy places the organism in Eukaryota, Metazoa, Chordata, Mammalia, Diprotodontia, Phalangeridae. Gene Ontology annotation, biological process: regulation of mitotic cytokinesis; intracellular signal transduction.